Messenger RNA from Temnothorax curvispinosus, 2368 nucleotides. RefSeq lists its product as uncharacterized. The transcript is spliced from 2 exons. The record is from RefSeq and is a predicted model, not a curated record. NCBI's taxonomy places the organism in Eukaryota, Metazoa, Arthropoda, Insecta, Hymenoptera, Formicidae. The coding region runs from base 628 to 855 and encodes 75 amino acids.
CGUGAGGAUCAAUGUAGAAUGAAUAGUUACACAAUCGAGUACAAUGAUACCUCUUCACUGAAACGCGAAGAGCUUCGUGAUUAUAACACCAGUUAAUCAGGUAACCAGUAAACGCGCAUAAAACGGCUCGUAAAACAUAAACUCGCGUGCGUAUCGAUUGGAAGCAAUCUCAUCUCUUGUCGGAUUUGAGGCGUCGCUGAAAAAAAUCCGCGACACGCGAGUGGCAAGCGAAAAACCGGAAACGAACCCCAGCCAGCCUCGUCUCGUCUAGGGUGAGACUAGAGGGGUGAGAGAACGAGGUGAUCCCUCCACGUAUCCGGCAUUGUUUCUCAACGGCACCCCCUCCGUCGUUCCCCUCCCAUAUGGUAGCCACAUGUAGGUUCUGGGCACCAUCAGAGGGGGGAAAAGUCAUCGCGGAGAUCCAGCUGAUGGUCGACGCAUUGGUCGAGCUUCCUCAGUUACUGUUGGACCGCACGCAGGUCUGGUCUACGCGUCUCGCUAGAUAAAUCCGGUUCCGAUAUAAAUUGUUCCAGAAGAACGGAAAUUCAGGCUGCGGAGGAGUAGGGCAACCUUGACCCUUGAAUCGCGAGGUCGCGCGAGAACCGGCGGAAACCAAACCACGCGAAGAUGAUACCGGAUGCAGAGGCUGUGUGUCAGACUUCCGAGGCUGCGGUCACCAGCGGCGGCGACGAGAAGAUUAAGGACCGGCCGGAAAAGGAAGUGGCGUCGGUGACCGCCUGGAACCGAUAUCAGCGACUAGUGGCCGCGAUGGAGUCCCGGGGUGGUGAAUUCAACCGAAAGUCCGUGAUCGAGACGAUCUUUCGCGGUAGCGAUCUAGUCUACGUUACUCAUUGAUCGGCGAAUCGAUCGGACGCGAGUGGAAACCUCUCGCCCAUUCCUAUACCAAAGUCCCAGCCAGUAUCAAAUCGCUUUCGCGUAGUGGCGUAGAAUUCGCGAGUCGCAACAUAGUAGUACCGUUUGAAUAUGAACCUACGUACAAGUAGGCGAAAUUUUCCAUGAAAAUAAAAAUUAUAUUUAUAUUACUUCUUUCUAAGAUAAAAUAAUAUGGAAUAUAUUAUUACUUGAUAAAUUUUUAUAAAGAAUUAAUUAUUGCUACAAACACAUUAGAAAACAGUGAUUAUUGAUCUAAUUAGUUAUCGCUAAAAAAUUAAUAUUUAUUAGUUAAAUAGUAAAUAGUAAAUAGUAAAUUGACACUUGCGUCACUUGUCAUCUGUAGGUAGAUGUUAUUAUGAAGUUAUAAUACGUAUAUUCAAGUACUAGUGGGUAUUUUUUUUAUGUACUGACAAUGAGAUUGCUAUGCGACGACGUCGAGAAUAGGAUGUAAGAGCGCAGUUUUGACGCGGUUAACGUGGCUGUGUAUUAUAUGUAGUUCGAUGUCGAGCGCACUAUUUUUAGAUCCACAUGAGGGGAGUUUAAUAGUUCCGAGAGACGAAUGCUUUUAUAAGUUUAUACAUACAUAAAGCAAGUAUCGUUAUAUACGUGCCUUUGGAAAAUUCCAAACAAGCGAUUCUUAAAGUCGAAUAUAAGAUAUAAGGUAUACGCACAUGUCAUUAACGCUCAAGUGCAAAUUGUAUUAACAAAUCAAACAUUAUUCCGAUAUAUGCGACAUUUUCGAGUAAAAAUAAAAUAAAAUUAUGUAAUAACAGCGAAUGUACACGCACCGCGAGGCAGACACAUUAAAUGCUUUCGAGAUAAAAUUUUGACAAACGUACUAGUUAAUUAUUAACAUUGACGAGCUUGGAAAAUUUCUUAUGUGCUAGAUAAAAAUGUAGCAAUCGUUUACUCUUUAAAAAAAAAGAUUUUAUCGACAUUUAUGAAUGGUUAUGUAUACGUCAUAAUAAUAAUAGCGAAUAAUGAGUUAACGCAAACGAGUGCGCCGCGUUUCUACGCCACUGAUUAAUGCAAUCAUAGAUUGAAAUACGAUUAACGAUGCCAAACUGUGUAUUACUAGUCAACGUGUGCAUACUAAAUCGUGAAAGAAUAGGAUAGAUCGUUUAAUAAGGCAAUUAUGACAACGGUGACGAUUACGACGUUGCUAUCAACGCGAUAGACGACGGAAGGCGUAUCUGUAAUCGCUGUAAUCUACCACAUGAAUUCAUGCGACAUUGGCUAUGCUCAAUCUUGUCAGCGCGAGCAACACUCGCUAUAUGUACAUAUAUAAGGACAAAAUAAUAUGCAAGAGGCUGAAGCUAAUAAUUAUGAUUAAACGUAAAACAAUUAUCGCUAAUUCUGAAGUAUUAUAACGUAUUAAGACGAUUGUGUAAUUGAAUGAUCCAGAGAUAAAUAAUGUUUUAAACUCUAGGAACAAACUGUAAAAGAAUUAAUUUAAUAAAAUGGAUUAUAUUUA